This is a messenger RNA of Micropterus dolomieu (smallmouth bass), 3619 nucleotides long. RefSeq names its product transmembrane and coiled-coil domain family 1b (gene tmcc1b). Lineage: Eukaryota; Metazoa; Chordata; Actinopteri; Centrarchiformes; Centrarchidae. The transcript has 8 exons. The record is from RefSeq and is a predicted model, not a curated record. Bases 591 to 2549 code for a protein of 652 amino acids. Gene Ontology annotation, cellular component: endomembrane system.
AAAAUGAACGCCGCCCGGUGCACCACGUUAGCUUGUAGUGCUAGCUACAAGAGGAGCAGACAAGUCAUCAAAACGGGGGCACCGAUGUAUUCUGACUUUAUCUACCUCAGCGGUUAGCACCACGGCAGAAUAAAACGAUAAACUACAUUGAUGUUUUCAGCUAGUUUGUCCUACAGCCCAGUGUUUUUAAAGCAUGUGAUUUUUCUAAACGUCCAUGGAAACAGCUGACUAAGGUUUGACAGCUAUCCCACCAGAUUUCCAUUUCCACCAAUUAACCAGAGGAAGCGCUGCAGGAAAUUUACUUGGAUCAAGCCUUUUCCUGUGUCAACAGAUCACAAAUCAUCUGCUGAUGACCACAUCUGAAGCCUGUCCUGAGUUGUGAGUCAGUAGAGGAGAAGCUGGGCUGAUGACAAGCAUGACAUUGAGCCAAGCCACAGAUGCAUGCGCACUCAAAAGGCCCAACUGAGCGCCAUCCUCUCUGCUUCCCGGCUUUCAACCAGUCUCUCGGGGGGGGGAGGGGGGUGUCGACGGGGCGUAGCUAGUCCCCUGCACCCCCUAGUAGAACCUCACUGUGAAACUGGAGGUCUCUGAUGGAUCAGGGUAGUAGUGAGCAGAGUCCAGAGGAGCCGGAUGCAGGAGGUCGAGUGGAGUCGGAGGUCGGCAGGAGGGCAUCGGAGUCAGAGCACGGCUUGUCCAAAAUCACCCAUAAUGCCCUGGAGAACAUGGGAGCGUUGGGCCAUGGCCUGAAGCACUUCUUCCAGCCACAGCGCCGACGCUCCUCCGUUUCCCCACAUGACUCCGUCUCGUCCUGCACAGGCGCCCCUCCCUCCGAACCCACUGAUGUAGGGUCAGAAGUAGGGGACACUCCUGCCUCCUCGGCCCCCCCUUUGGAUUCUGACAACCCUGCUGCUUCCGCCCCUCCCGCAGCUCUGAGCCGUGUACUGCAGCAGAUCCGAGGUGCUCCACCAAUGAUGAAGCGAGGCACCAGCCUGCAGAGCCGCCGCAGCAAGGUGGGGGGCACUGGGGAUCCUCCCCAGAAAGGUAGCCCACAGAUUCACCGGCGCAGCACCCAUGAAGCCCUGCUGCAGGCGGGACGCCCACGCUCCUCCUCGACCACAGAUACACCCACCAGCCCGGCCCUUGCUGAUAUGCUGCUGACAUCUGGUUACCACUCAACUGAGGAGCCUGACAAGCUGGAUCGUUAUGAUGGCUCGGGCCCUGCCGUGUCACCCAAUGCCCUCUCCUGCGGUGCAGAUGGAUAUGAUGUAGUUGACAGUACCCCAGAUCCCCAGCGAACUAAGCAGGCCAUUGCCCAACUACAACAGAAGAUCCUCAAACUCACAGAACAAAUUAAAAUUGAACAAACUGCACGUGACGACAAUGUGGCUGAAUACCUGAAACUCGCUAAUAAUGCAGACAAACAGCAGAGUGCACGUAUCAAACAGGUGUUUGAGAAGAAGAACCAAAAGUCAGCUCAGACUAUCCAGCAACUGCAGAGGAAACUGGAGCAUUACCACCGGAAGCUCCGAGAGGUGGAGCACAACGGCAUCCCUCGACAGCCUAAAGAUGUUUUCCGAGACAUGCACCAGGGGCUGAAAGAUGUUGGAGCCAAGGUGACAGGUGGUCUCUCCAGCUUCUCUCAGGCCACUCACUCUGCAGCUGGGGCAGUCGUGUCUAAGCCAAGAGAAAUUGCCUCUCUCAUCCGCAACAAGUUUGGCAGUGCUGAUAACAUUGCAGCCCUUAAAGACUCCUUGGAUGAAACCCAGGGUGAUGAAGGUGUUGGUCCUGGGGGAACGAGGACCCUUGGGACAGGACAGUUGCAGUCCAGCCCAAAGUACGGCAGUGAUGAUGACUGUUCUAGCGCUACUUCAGGCUCUGCGGGAGCCAACAGCACGACUGGAGCCCCAGGAGGGCCUCCUAGCUCUAAGGGCAAUACCCUUGACCAUGCCCAGGCCUCAGGCUUUGAUGCUAUACUCCAUGAGAUCCAAGAGCUCCGGGAAAACCAAGGUCGACUGGAGGAGUCCUUUGAAAACUUGAAAGCCCACUAUCAGCGUGACUACACGAUGAUCAUGGAGGCCCUGCAGGAGGAACGAUACAGGUGUGAGCGUUUAGAAGAACAACUCAAUGACUUGACAGAACUGCACCAGAAUGAAAUUUUGAACUUGAAACAGGAACUAGCCAGUAUGGAGGAGAAGAUUGCUUACCAAUCUUACGAAAGAGCGAGGGACAUUCAGGAGGCGCUGGAGGCCUGUCAGACACGUAUCUCUAAGAUGGAGCUGCAGCAGCAGCAACAGCAGGUGGUGCAACUUGAGGGUCUGGAGAACGCCACAGCACGAACUCUACUCGGAAAACUAAUCAAUGUGCUGCUAGCUGUAAUGGCAGUCCUUUUGGUGUUUGUGUCCACGGUGGCUAACUGUGUUGUCCCCAUGAUGAAAACACGCAGCCGUACGCUUACUACUCUGCUCCUCUUCAUCCUCCUCGCCUUCCUCUGGAGGCACUGGGAUGCUAUUUCAGAGUAUCUGCAUCACUUUCUUCUGCACCCCAGAUGACCGGCUUGGAAAGGCUUAUUUAAAUGAUUAAGGGACAGAGGGUUUGGGGCUGACGUGUAAAGGGAGGACGUUAACCCGUACAGGGCAUACAGGGAGCUGAAUCUCAAUCGUCCUUCCUUUUCUUCCUCUUCAGGAGUCUCUCAAAACACUCAGGAGGAUUGCAUCAGAUGUUUUGUCACUUUAUCACUUUCUGAAAUGUGUUUUGAGAAGAAAAAAAGGAGAAGAAUGUGGAGAAAAGGCCGGAUGUUUGGUAUUUACUUGCUAUCUUUGGUGCAAUUGUGGCACAAGCACACACUGUAAGAAAGGUUGAAAGGGGCAUAGUUGAAGGAUGGGCUGAGAGAACUGCACACUUGAUUUCUCUCUUCGGAGUGAAUUUGUUUACAUGUGGAAAACUUUCCCACAGAAGAAAUUGUAAGUCUUAUUAGAGUUUUAUUUCUGAUUCAAGUGGUAUUGUUUUGAAGUCACUGAUAUUUUUAAUACAGCUGAUUGAUGGCUUUUUAAAAAUUUUCUUUUAACUGUAAUGAGCCAACACCGUUCUGCUGCUUAAGUUGUCCACUCUCUUUUUCUAAGUUAUCUCUCUGCGGGUCUUGGCAGUCUGCUCUUUCUUUCCCCUUUACUCACUCUUUUCAAAAUCUCAGCUUGUGUGACCAACUCUUCCUCUUUCUGCUCACUACACUUAAAUAAAUGGAUAAUGGGGUGCUUGCACAUCAGCUGCAUUGCUCUGGAAUCAGACUUGUCACUGGAUCAAAUAGUAGUGGGUUCUGGACUUUUUUCUUUUGGAUGUGUGAAGUCAAUAACACUGGUUCUGCCACAACCAGGUCUUUACUGUCAAGAACUGUCAGCUGGAGUUGCGACCCUGCCCUCUGGGCCAACUGGAUCGUGCUUUCCCUGGUGGCUUAUCCACUGCAGAAGAAUAAUCUAUGAACUGAAUUAACAUACUUGAAGAGCAGAGAAAAGUGCUCAAAGACUCAGUGCUUCCGUACUGUUUCUAUUAGUGACAAUGAAAUAGUAAUAGUUCUUAGUUGAUUUUUUAUUUUUUAAAGACAAAUAAAUUUGCUGUUUUAAAAGGU